UCGAACCUGGGCGGCAGCGCGCCGUAGUGCAGCCAAAGCACAGGGACUGAACACCAGGCUGCUGUAUUUCCACCCCGAAAACCCCUCAAAUAACAGCUUUCUUUUCCUUUUUAUUUGUAUUUCUUUGGUCUAAUUAUUGUUUUAAACCAAGCCUGGAGGGAUUCGAGUGGUCUUCAUGCAUCUGUGGACCAUUAAACCACGACCCAAUCCCGAAAACAUCUCGACAGGAGCAACAAGCCAGAACUGGAUCCAUAUGUGGCUGCAGUGUUGACACGGCCUGGCUGAGAGAUAUCAAUACGCAGUGAUGUCAUCCAUCUCGCCCAUCAGUGCUGCAGGCUGAGGGACAUCAACACAACCUACUGAGUGGCCUACUACAUCUUAUGCUCUUGGACCACCGCUUCCUCCUUCUCUAGUUCAUCUAAAUAACACAGAUAUUACACCUCGGCUUGCCUCGAACGGAGCGUCUCUCUCUCUCUCUCUUCUGGACCUUCUGUGUCUUGGUCCAGGGAAACGCCCUGUUCUGAACCAACAAGCAGCACAAUAACACCUACAGGGGUGCACUAACUUUUUCUUCCUGGCAAGAUUUGAUUACGAACGGCGUGAAAAUGACGGAGUAUAAACUGGUGGUGGUUGGUGCUGGUGGCGUGGGCAAGAGCGCCCUCACCAUUCAACUGAUUCAGAACCACUUUGUUGACGAGUACGACCCUACAAUUGAAGACUCGUACAGGAAACAGGUGGUGAUCGAUGGCGAGACGUGUCUGCUGGACAUUCUGGACACGGCCGGUCAGGAGGAGUACAGCGCCAUGAGGGACCAGUACAUGAGGACAGGAGAGGGCUUCCUCUGUGUCUUCGCUAUCAACAACACAAAGUCGUUCGAGGACAUCCACCAGUACAGGGAGCAGAUCAAAAGGGUAAAAGAUUCCGAUGACGUCCCCAUGGUGCUCGUGGGUAAUAAAUGCGACCUGCCAGCUCGUACAGUGGACACAAGGCAAGCCCAGGAACUGGCCCGCAGUUACGGCAUCCCUUAUAUCGAAACGUCCGCCAAGACACGACAGGGAGUGGAGGACGCGUUCUACACACUGGUGCGUGAAAUCAGGCAGCACAAGCUCAGAAAGCUGAAUCCACCGGACGACAACGGCCAAGACUGCAUGAACUGCCGUUGCGUCGUGUCAUGACCAAGAAAGUUGCUCACAUAAAACGGAAGAGACUUUUGGAGCGUCUGCUUCGCUCCGACACUCUGAUGCCUCCACUGAUGUUAGAGGUUUGGACCGAACUGUAUAAAAAGGAUAACCCUUAACAUUGGCACAAGUGGAUUGAACUCUCCACCUUGUUUUUUUGUUUUUGUUUUUCUUUGAGGGACAUCUCUAAAAACGUCCUCCACUGGAGAAAACUUACCUCAAAGACUGUAGUCUCAACACUGGGUUUGCUUCGGGAACGUAACACUUCAAUAUAUUAUCCCACACUUUAAUACAGCACUAUCUACUCUGUGCUGAACACAAUAACCUCGCCUUUCCACCUCAUCAGCUUUGGAUUUUAUCGCCGAACGCGAAGGAGGAAUGUAGAACUUUUACCGUAUUCGCAUUUGUGAACGCUUAGAUUAGCAAAUAUAACGAGCCGGUGGGCGGGGGGGUCUAACUCGAUGUAAUGUAUAUAUACUGAUCUCUCGCAACGAAAUACGUCUGUUCCAGUGCAAUAGUUUGUUGAUGAAGGUACAGUGACAUGAUAGCGGAACACACUGCUCGGGCAUCGUUGAUUUGCACACGGCAUCAGACUGCGUUUUAUCUCUCGGGCUCUAUUAAAACGAUAACGCAAAUUUUUUCCGAUCUUGUCACCGAACAUAGGACACGUUUGCUCCUUGGGUUUAUUUGCGCUUUUCUUGAGCAUCAGUUCACGAUGCCUGUAGGUUGCUCUAUACUUUAUACUAUAUCCAGAGGGCAGACUCGUAACUGAAUUGCACAUAUUGCAACCUUAAAAGCCUAAAGCACUUACAUUAUUGCCAUCACUGUGCUUGUUUUUGUUUUUUGUUUUGCUGCUCAGGGCACAAUACAGUCUGGAAUGGAGUCUCAUGUCUUAUUGUGGACCAAAUGGAUGUUGACAACCAUGCUCUUUUUUUUUUUUUGCAAGUGUUUAGAAAGGGACACUGAAGUUCUAUGUGAUGUGAGCAAAUCAAAUCAGUGCUCUUUUAGCUCUGAUAUUAUUGUAUUUUUUUUUUUUUCUAACAUCUUUUUCUCUCUUUUUAAUGUAUGUCAAAGUGACUGCGUCAUAGUCGAUUAACAACACAGCUUCACUAGGAAACUGUGAGGAGCAGGUACACUUGCCCCUGAAUGUUUUUCUUUCAUUGUUCAUUUACAUGUAACGUUAUUGAAAAAAAAUUACAAAAAUUAGAUAUGCGGAUUCACUUGCUAGUUGGAAUGGUUUUGAACAUUAAACAUUUCCCCCCUCA
Molecule: messenger RNA, 2443 nt
Organism: Silurus meridionalis
Lineage: Eukaryota; Metazoa; Chordata; Actinopteri; Siluriformes; Siluridae
Gene: hrasb
Product: HRas proto-oncogene, GTPase b
Exons: 7
Coding region: 606-1175 (189 amino acids)
Biological process (GO): Ras protein signal transduction
Cellular component (GO): plasma membrane
Molecular function (GO): GTPase activity; GDP binding; GTP binding
Source: RefSeq, a predicted model, not a curated record